This is a messenger RNA of Ilex paraguariensis (yerba mate), 1452 nucleotides long. NCBI's taxonomy places the organism in Eukaryota, Viridiplantae, Streptophyta, Magnoliopsida, Aquifoliales, Aquifoliaceae. The record is from the annotation of a GenBank genome assembly.
AUGAAUUACUUUCCUGACCUCUACAUCUUUGGUGUUCCCCCUUUUUUAGGCAUUCGACCUGAACUCAGCGUCGAGGACAAGCGGGUGAAACUGAAGUUGGCUAAGUGUAAUCCAGAGAGGUACUCUAAGCUCCUUAAGCCUUGGGAAUUAGAAAGGCAGGGAUUCGACCCUCCUCCAAUCCCACUUUCCUUUAUCCAACCUAAGGACAUAGAAGGGUCUUCUACAAUGAAGCCUACCCCUGAGAUGCUCCAAGCUAAGGUAGAGCUAUUGAAGAAGAAAAACAAGGGUGGUACCAAGCGCAAGGCUGAGGGCAGUUUUGGUGGGAGCCUAGUUACUCGAGCUAAGGUUCAGAAAAUGGGUACUUCCUCUGCCUUUGCCUCUAUCCAGAAAGCUCCACCAUCCCCCCUACAUGCUUCGCUAACCUCAGGACUUCCUUUCCCCCAAGGGACCCGACCUGCCACUGAAGAUGCUCCUGGGCGAGACCAGUCCUCCCCUUCUGCAUCUGAAGUUGAGAGGGCCUUGGAGACUGCUCGCACUUUUUCUGGUUGUGUUGCUUUUGCAUCAACCAAGGAGACCUCCCAACCUCUUAUGACAGGCAAAGGGGUCUUUUCAAAAUCUGAGAAUUCUCUUAUUACCGAUGUGAAGCAUGUUGUAGAGGCCAUUGCCUCCAUUAUCCCAGAGUCUGACAUUGAUGCGACCACUUUUGUACCCCUAGAAACCUGUGUUUCCACUGCGUUGUAUGGCUGUACCUCGACCGCCAUUCAAAUAAGUAGCUUGUUAAAGCGAAUCCAAGCCCUGGAGGGGUCGGCCAAUGCUUCCAAAGCUUUUGAGAUGAAACAAGAGGAGCUCAGCAAGACUAAGGAAGACCUCUGGUCAAAAAUUGAUGACUGGAUCGAGGAGAGCCGGAAGUCCCUUGAUGCUCUGGCUUUCUUCAGGAACAUGAAGAAGGAGUACGAGGUGCUAGCAGAGGCCAAUGAUGCUGUCAGGGAGGAGUUAGGGGCUGCUAGGGAGGCGCUGGAGGGUAUAGCUGAAAGGACUUACCUUGAACUGAACUUUGACUUUUUAAUUCCCCCUGAGGAAGAGGCCGAGGGGUCUGAUGAAGAAGAGGAUGAUGCUUUUGCUCCUCCUAUUUUCAAAGAUGUGCCCAUAGACUCUGGAGGGCUCAUUCCUCUAGUUGGGACUUCAGCUCAAGAUGCUUCUGCCUCCUUAGGCAUCUCUACUCCCCUGGCUGCUGAGCCUGCUUCUUCCCUCCCUACUGAGCUGGCCACAAGAGCCUUGGUUGAAUCUGAGGUCCCUGCCUCUUUGCCUGCUCUUGGCCCUCAUGAAACUUCAACUGUUGUUGUGCCAGAGAGGUCGUCUGUUGAGCUGGAGAGCCCUUCUUCCAUUCCUCAUGUUGAGACAUCAGCUACUGCACUGCAAGGCCCUUCAUCUACUCUCCCUUCAAAAACUUAA